Klebsormidium nitens is the source of this 6561-nucleotide messenger RNA. Lineage: Eukaryota; Viridiplantae; Streptophyta; Klebsormidiophyceae; Klebsormidiales; Klebsormidiaceae. The record is from the annotation of a GenBank genome assembly.
GGCAUCCAUAGUUCACGUAUGGCAUGCAGGAAAAGUGAAAGUCUGCUGGGGCAGACAAUUGCCGCUGAGGCCGUUCUUGUGCGGGGGUUGAAGGAACUCGUGUGAUUCUGUCGCCAUCAUGGACGCGCGGCCACAAGCGCAGCCAAUGGACUCGGAGGAGGCGCUGCUGGCUGCCCAGCAGAGUUUCGUCCGCAGCAUGGAGGCCUCAUCUGUGCAGCUCAAAGUAAAGCGGCCGGUACCAAAUCAGCCGCUGAAAGAUUCGGCUGCUGCCUCCGAGAAAGCCUUGUCGGGUGCACGAACUCCAAGGGUUUCUUGGUCGCCUGAGGUGGUGGACAAUGGAGGACCGACGGCGACAGAGGGCGGUGCCACGGCGAUCGGAACAAUUGCGUCCAGGGGGGCAGCUGGCACAAUUGCAGGAGGUGCGGGUGUAGGGGCUGCUACAAGGCCCAUCAAAGCAUUCUCCGCUCGUCCGACAGGCCCGUCAUUCCGCAAGGAAAGUGGUGCUGCUGGAGAUGCCCCCGAUGAGCCACGUGCCAGGGUAGGGGCUGGGGCAGAUCUGACGGCCGGCGAUGAUGUCUCUGACGAUGAGAGUCUGGAAAGGGGCGAUGGGGGUGGUGCAGACCCCAUGUCAGAAUCGGUGGAUCGCCCCCCGUACGAGCCGCUGCCCACCGUGGGUGCCAUCAAAGAGAAGGGCUAUGGAGGGGCAGGCGCCAAAGACGCCGGCUUUGUCGCCCAAGUGCCGGCACCCCAAGCAACACCCUUCCCGGAAGCAAGGCAUCGCUCGGAGGGGCCGCACUGGGCCCCUGUCCCCCAGGUGGUGCUGGAGCGCCUCCAACCAGAGGCGGACAGCUCACCUCCAUUCGACCCAGCCAUGGCCAUCCCCCUCUCUCGACCAGACCCUGCCCACAAGAAGGCAGCGAUGAGCAAGUUCCGUCAAGCUAUGCUCGAUAGUCGCAAGACGGGGGAGCCGAACAGUCAGCCCAAGGAUCAGCGGCGGGUGAUAGCUGGUCCAAAGGGGGAAGUUGCCAGGGCGCAGGCUGCCAAUAGAGGCGACACCUUUGAGGGGGCAAAUAUUCGAGCGAGUGCGGGCAAUGAGGAAAGCCGGUUGGACACGAGUUAUGGUAAGCAAGCAGCGCUGAGAAGCCGCAGUGGGGGGGAAGGCACCGUAGUGGAGCAAUCUGGAGCUCCUGCGCCUUCUUUGGAGGAGGAAGCAAUUGACAGGGAGAAUCGUGCACGUUUGGCGGGGAUGUCAGCGGCCGAGGUGGCGGCAGAGCAGGCGGAGCUGCAGCAGAUGCUGCCACCUGGCGUACUCGAGGCGCUCCGCAAAAGGGGGGCCAGGAAACUGGGGGCUGGGGGACAUGACGAAGCGAGGAGCUCUUUGGUGGAAAAGAAGCUUGAUAUUAGCCAGGAGUUAGAAGAGACCAGCGCCGUUAAGAGUGCAGGCGCAAGGACAGAGAAGCCCCCGCUCCGACGGCAGCCCACUCCUCUGCCUGGCGCCAUUCCAUCAGUGCAAAAAGGGCCGCCAGUCAGCCUCGGGGCAAUUUCUGAGGAUGGGGGGGUAGAAGUGGCAUCAGGCGACACAGCAAUUGGUAUUUCUCGUGGGAAAGAAGAUCUGAAGGCACCGCCAGAACGGGUAACCCCGGCAGAAGGAACACCUUUGCGGAGGCAACCCACGCCUCUUCCUGGCGCGAUUCCGAAAGCAGUCAAGUCCGGAGGGGCAACUUUAGAUUCUCUCGCAGAAGACGAGGGGGAGACGGGGGACGACAGCGGUGCAGGGUCAAGAAGCACGGGAGAACGGCUGUUACGGCAGCCCACGCCGAUGCCGGGUGCGAUCCUGCAGCACACCCCGCAGCGGAAACCGGAAUUGGGCGUCCUCAUUGAAGAGGAUGGGGACGAACCGGCGGCUGACGAGAUGGAGGAAGGCUUGCUCAGCACGGAGGAGGAGGUCAGUGGGCCGGAGGGCGCAUCGGUAGGGAGAGCGGACGAGCUUCAAGGGGCGUUGGCUAGACAGCCGACUCCUCUGCCUGGCGCUAUUCCUGUCGUCAAAGGUUUGCGCGAGCCUGUUCUCGCUCCUUUGGAGGAAAGCCCCGAGGAUGAGGAAGACGAAGCACGGGCGGAGGUGUGCAGUGCAGGCGCCGCGGGGACCAGUGGACGCUUGGCGCGGCAGCCGACGCCUCUGCCGGGGGCCAUUCCGAGUCCGCGCACGAAGCCCGGGGCUGCGCUGGCGACUUUAGAGGAAGAAGAGGGCGAGGAGGAUACGGGCGAAGAGAGAGAGGAGCGGCCUCCGGGACAACCAACGGACCCUGUGCCAAGCAGCAGCGGGGUCCCUGAGCCAAGCUUGCAUUCCGCUUCGGAAUCUGAAAGAGAGCCGGGCGCCAAAGGGGUGUCCGCGUCCUCUUUCUCACACGCUGAGCCUCGUGUGUCUCCGCUGAUGUUCGCACCGGUCAAUGCGUCCGACAUGCGCUUCGACCUCGAUGGGGCGCUCCUCGCGCCGGAGCCCGGCGGGCCGGGCAGUGCUGACGUUACCACGAAGGUGGCGGAGCGCGACAUCCUGCGGAGCGAGGGGGAUCCCUCAGGUACGGGGUACUCGCUGCAGGAGGCUGCGAAGCUGGCGCGCAGCACGGUGCCGAGUCAGCGGGCGGCCGCCCUGCGCUUGAUUGCAGGGGUGCUGAGGAAGGCUGUAGGUGGGAUGCAUGGUGGAGAGGGGGCGGAAAGUGACGAAAGGGGGCUCUGGAGGGGCGUGUGGGCUCGAGUGUGGGCGUAUGCGCUGGGGCCAAAUUUGCAGUUGGCAGUCGUGCUCAGGUCUGCUCUGGACGACUCCCAUGCGACGGUGCUCGCCGCGGCCGCGCACGCGCUGCUGGCGCUGCUGACGGGCGUCGAGAACGAAACCAAUUUUGAAGAUGCGGAGGCGGUUUGGAGAAGCCCACACGAGUCUGCGUCACUAUUUACGGGGCCAUGCGACCGCUCGUCGGGUGUUCUGACGGCGGGGGUGAGCAGUUGGGGCCGGUGGGCGGCCCGAGCGAGCGUGGACACAAGUGCGGCCGCGGAGGGCGACGAAGUGCGCGAAGAGACGGUGGGCGACGAUGCGCGGGUGGCCGCUGGUGACGUGGUGGUGGGGCUGAUCCGCAUGGGCAUCCUGCCCCGCAUCAGAUUUAUCCUUGAGGUCCUGAGCCUGCCCGCCCUGGACGAGCCCCUCUUGGCCACGCUGGUGACCCUAGCCCGCCACUCGGCCGCGGCAGCCCGCGCGGUCCGCGACUGCCCGCGGCUGCUGCCCACGCUGCGGGGCAUCUUCGUGGGCGUGCUCGCGCCUGCAGUGCGCUCCCCGAUACCCAGCCACACCGCGCAGGAGACGGCGGUCAAGCUGCUCACGAUGCUGUGCCUGGCAGACCGUGCCUCUGCCGCCCUGGUUUCCGAUACGGGCCUCCUCUCGUUGGCCAAGCGCCACCUUGUGUCCCGGCCCCGCGCACCCCUCCGCUUCCCGCCCGCCUUCUCACGAGUGCUCCGCCUCUGGCGCACCUGUGCGCUGUACGGCCGGGGGGGCGGCUCUCUCUCGGACUACUACGGCGCCCUUGCGGUUGUCCUCGAGCCGCCGGCGGGGGACAGAGCCGCUGCAGAAGCAGCCCCCUGGGGAGAAAGCGCUGAGGCAUACCUGCUCUUGGAGGCGUUAGCUCGGACGUUGCCGAGUGGUCGGGAAGACGAGUCGGCGGACGAGGAGCGAGCGGAGGUGCUUUUGGACUGGGCAACGGUUGGGCCUCUGGUUGAGACGGCCACAAAAUGGCUGAGCCCCGGGGUACUGGGGGCGCUUCCUGAGACGCGGACAAGCCCAGGUGGUGCCGCCCCCUUGCACGCGCUGGCAGCAGCCGUGCACUUCCUGGCGACCGUCGCGGAGAGGAACGCGGGGCAGCUAGGUCGCCUCGAAAGGGCCCUGGUCGACGCUCUGCUCGUCGAGGGGGGAGGCCUUCGCACCGCUGCUUCGCAUACCAGCCCCAGUAGGGAGGGCAAACGUCCGGUGGGCGACGAUCCCAGAACGGAGCGCGAGGUCGCGGCUUCUGGUCGAGUCAGUUAUUUCGAGUUUCUCAGCGAGAGGGUCGCUCUAGGGGGAAACGACGAUGGGGGCACCCUGGCAGCAGCCUCGUGCCUGCAGGGCCUGCUCAGGCUGACGUCAGCGCUUGCCGCAAGGGAGAGACUGGGCGCCACGGCAGCAGAAAGAGCAGCCGGGCCUAUUCUUGCUGGACGAAGCGGUACCGCACUGGAGGCGGGGGGGGACAAAAGCAGUCUGUCCAGCAUCGAGGGACAAAUGAUGCUAUCUUUUGGCGGCCUGGCUGAGCGGCUGACUGAUGUGCUGGUGCGGGGCGGCGCUUGGGAGGUGCAGGAGGAGGAGCAGCGCCCGGCGGCUGCGGGCCUGGGGCUGGGCUGGGGGCUGCCCGCCCGGGGGGUGUGGGGGGAGGGGCUGGCAGUGCGGAGAGCGAGGGCGGGGCUGCUUGCCUCGCUGUACGAGACGUUCCCGUUGAACAGCGUAGGAAAGGGAGAUGUCAGUGCGCAAAGUGCUGCGGCAGUGCCGGAACCUUCCACAAGUGGACGCGACACGGCUGCAGAGGGUAAGGUCGGUGGAGCAGCCUCGAGACAGGCGAUACGACGCCUCAGAGCGGCUUUGGCUGCCAUCAGAACGAUGGGGCCCGGGAACUUCGAGUCGGUGCUGGCGCUCCUCUCGUCCGCUAUCUUGAGCACGGACGUUCUAGAGGUGCUUCUGGCCGAGGGGGGGGCUCUCCUGCAGAGCGUCCGCAGCGGCAGUCAGAGCGGUCGGGGGAGUCUGCCGAGUGCAGCGGAGGUGCGGCGGGUGCUUCUGCCCCACUUUGCUGGCCAGUGGCUCGGCCGGUGGACCGACGAAUCUGACGAGGGCGGCGGUGCAGAUGGUUGGGACAUUGAGACGGAAGUGAACAGGCUGUUAGACGCAGACGGGACUUCCGAAAGGGCACAGGCCUCGGAAGGUCGUUCUGGUGGUUCAUUAUCAGGCCGCAUAAACCUAGAGCCAAGUAGGACAAGUACGAGCGGACCGGGGGCAGCGCUCGCAGUUUCCAUCUCCGGCCAGAAGCUUCUCCUCCCGGCUGACUGGCUACUCAGCCCCACCGCUGUCGCCGCCCAGCUGAGCUCGAGCGCCGUUUCGGAAGAAGGCAGCGGCGACAUUGAGGACGGUGUGAAGCAGCUCGUGCGGGCGGGCCUGGCCCUGCUGCUCGGCUUGGAAGCGUGCGAACGUCUAGAGCGUCCCGAAGGGCAGAGCAAGGAUAGCAAGAGCGGUGGACACCUUUUGGGGGUCCCGCUGGUCAGGAAGCUGCACGCGCUGAGCGAGGCGUUCCUGGCCGCAGGAGAGCUGUUCCUGGAUAGCGACGUAGCGCCGCUGCUGCAGGCACUGCAGGAGCUGUAUGGGCGAGAACUUCCGCCGGUUCCGGCAGAUGAGAAUGCUGCAAGCGCAGAUGCAGCACCCGAGGCGCCUCCGAGCGACAAUUCAGCAAUGUCUGGCCGCCGGGAUCAGCGAGCGCUCGACUUUGCGGUGGCUACGGGGGCGCCCUACGAGGGCUUUGCCGAGGGCCUGGCGGAGCAGUUCGCGGCCACUUCGUUUGGGGACCCCGCUUUUGGCCGCCAGGUGGUGCUGCUGCUUCGAGAGGAUGUGACACCUGGCGCUCUGCGAUUGGUGGUCUGGAAGGCUCUGGCAGAUGCACGAGCGCUGCAUCUGCUACCGCCUGCCAGGGACUGCCUGGGCGAUCCGCGUGCGUACCUCCCUGCUUUAGCGGCGGAAAAGGACGCCCUCGAGCAGUACGCGGCCGCCCUGCGUUCCGGUGCGCUCGACCGGACCAUCGCCCUCGGGCCGGAGGGCAUGUCCGUGACCGCUCUCAUUGCGCUGCACCAUCUGGGCGCCGCCCUCGACGACACCGCAGGCCCGCCGGGUGAGAAUGGGGGCCGGGGGGCCGGAAGCAGCGCCCCAAGCAGCGCACCGGGGCCUGUUCACACCGAUGACGGCGGGAGGGAGCGGCAAGAGCCCGGCGCUGCUGGCGGGGCGGAGGCGGAGAAGAAGCGCGGGGUGCAGGGGCUUGUGCAGGGCUGGCUCUGGAGUGCCGCGCAGGGCCGCUGCGAUGCGAACACGGUCGCUGCUUUUGUGGCGCACGCCCCGGCCUCCCCUGACUCCGUGAGCGGCAGCCGGCGCAGCAGCCGCCGCGUGGCCGCCCUUGUCGAGGCAGCGGGGGGGGACAGCACGCUCGUGUCUCUGCUGCAAGGUCUGGGGAUGGUGGACCCGGGCCGGGAGUCUGCGGCAGUGACGGAAUAAGCUGCAGCACUGUACGAACUUAUUUCUAGGUGGCUGAACGAUGGGCCAGAGCCCGACCGCGUCAAAUUGCAUAGCUAUAGAGAUGCACAAUCAUGCUGCUCUUCACAGCAUGAUUGGGAAGACUGUGGAAAGUCAUACUGCUUUCCACAUUAAAAUGGCUGUGGGCCCGUAGCUUCCUUCCAGGCAUGGAAAGCCGUUAGAAACAGUACCAGAUUACGUAGUGCCCUUGUCCGUUGUCAGAU